This is a messenger RNA of Cylindrotheca closterium, 495 nucleotides long. Lineage: Eukaryota; Bacillariophyta; Bacillariophyceae; Bacillariales; Bacillariaceae. The record is from the annotation of a GenBank genome assembly.
AUGUCCAGCUGGAAUAUUGUCACCGGCGAUCAAGGAUCUGUCUCAUCGGAAGCAAGUGAGCAUUCACAAAAUGAAGAAACGACAGAGAGCCACGACCAACACAGCGACAAUGAGAGCGAAGAUUGGAUCCUCGACGAACUCCAGCGUCAAAUUGAUGAUCAACUUAAUGCUGAUAUUGGCCGUCAGUUGGAGGAACAGCUAUGGAAAGAAAUGGAUGAACACCUGGAACGGCAAAUGGAUGAGCAAAUUCAAAUUGAGUUGAAUCAACAAUUCGACGAUCUGCUGGCCACCCAGAAUGAAAGCCUUUCUGCAAAUUCGAGAGCACCUGAGACAACGCGGGACUCUUUACUACAAGAAUUGUCUUUCAAAACUCCUAUCGAGGAGUCUCCCGACGUACAAAACAACGAACAGGAAGCAUCUGCUUUCACCAUCAAUGCUCAGAUUCAGAAGGCUGUUGAUCAGUACGAAGGUUUGGAUUUGGAAUCAACGAAAUGA